GUUGAGGCCGACCUUUGGAUCAUCAUCGCGGUGGAGCAGAUCCUUCGGGUCGUGGAUUCCGAUCAGAAUCUCGGAGUUGGAGAUCUUCAAGAGUUGGCCAGAGGUGAAGCUUUUCUAUCCCAUCCUGUCCUGUGCAACCAUGCGCUUCCACCCGGCUUGGGCUCCCGUCGGCUUGUACUUCUUCGCCUUCCCGCUCUGCUACACCUGCAACACUCUCGCCGCCAUGGAGAGCCCUUCGGUCAUUGCCGCGACUGGUUUUGCCACCCUGGCGUUCCUCUUUGCUGUGGUCUAUCUCCCAAACAACUCGCAGGAUCCACUUUACUACGUCUUUAUGGUUUUCUGCUUCUCUUCCGGGGUCGACGGCAUCAUCGCCUUGGAGGAGGACGGCUACAUGGACAACUUUAUAGGAUUCUACAUGAGGGAGGGCGAGCCGUACCUUACCACCGCCUACGGGAUCAUGAUUUGCUACUGGGACGCCGUCGUCCAUUACGGGCUCUAUAUCGCGAUGAUCAUAGCCAUCCAUCAAAGGAAGAGCUACCGAAACGUGGGCCUCUACUGGGCCGGGUCCCUCACCAUGAGCCUCGUGGUUUUCCUCCUGGGCAACGCGAUUGGGAAAUACGGCUCGGAGAUCCGCCCGGCCUUCCUGCUCAACAUCCCCUACCUUCUCAUCCCCAUCUGGGCCGCCGUGCGGAUCUUCGCCCAGCCCAAGAACCCGCCGUUGUUGACAGCAGAUCAGAUUGACCGGGAGCAGGGCAAAACCUUACUCCAGCGCCCACUCGAUCUGGGAUUGGUGGCCUUUCUGCUUUUCGCCGUGGCCUUCACGCUUUUCCGAGGACUGGUGGUCCUGGAUUGCCCCUGGGAGACGUGCUUCGACUACAUCUACCAGCAAGAGCCUUACCUGCGGGACCCCGUGGCUUACCCCAAAGUCCAGAUGCUGGUGUAUCUCUUUUACGGCCUGCCGUAUUUUUGCGUCUGCAUCUACGGCUUACUCUCCCCCGGUUCCACGUGGAUGCCAGAUUGUGCUUUGGUUUGCGCCGGCGCCAUUGCCCAGGCCCAGUUCUCCCACAUUGGGGGUUCCCUCCACCCGCGCACCCCUUUUCCGUAUCGCACGCCGGAAGCGGCUUGGUGGACGGCUCUGCUCUCCAACGUUAUCUACGCCUUGGGACCCCACUUUCUCGCCUACCGAUGUCUGAAGAACCCGGCCUUCUUCGGCCGCGCCUCGGUCGAAGACAAGAAGACCCAAUGACCUUAGUCGUUGAUGGUUGACGUCUUUGCCAAGAGCACUCCGCAGCGGGAUUUGAAACUGGUUGAAAGGUGGAGCGGGAUUUGAGAUCGUCGUCGUUUUCGCAUGGAGGGUUUUCUUGGUCAGAUUCGUUCAGAACGGGGCUCGCCUUAGCCGUCCCAAGACCGAGCCGGGAUUCGAACCCGGGACUCCGAGUCCGAUCUUCGAACCACUACGUCACACUGCCUUCCCACAACGCACGCAUCAAUUCCAUGCUCUCAACCCUCUAAGAACUGAAUUAUUACUCGGGUUGUGUCAUCAUAAAAGACUGCUUUCCCCCUUCUCCAGCUCGCUUCCAUCCUUGCCCGGCCCUCUUUUAGAACAUCUCAAUGGCCAACGUUCUAGCCCUCUUCCAUUCUCAUUUUCUGUCUCUAUACUGACAUCUUGUGGUUGCAUCUGAUACAUACAUUCCCAUCGUUUUUGGCACCCUAUUCCCCAAAAUUUAUUUUUCAUCUGAUACAUACAUUCCCAUCAUUUUUGGCGCCCUAUUCCCCAAAAUUGAUUUUUUUUUUUUAGUGGAAACCCACCAUCACUAUUUAAGUUGAAUCACGAAGGAUAUAUACGUGCCAUGUUUGGUGAAGAUCUAUGAAGUUAUUUCAGAGCCUUUGUGGAACAAACAAACCAACAAACACAUAUUUCUUUCCAUCUAUAUACUGACACCUUGUGGUUGCAUCUGAGAUAUACAUUCCCAUCGGUUUUGGCACCCUGUCCUCCCAAAAAUUGAUUUUUAGUAGACAACCCCAGCAUCAUUAUUUAAGUUAAACCACGAAGGAUAUAUAUGUGAGAUGUUUGGUGCAGAUCCGUUAAGUAAUUUCAGCACUUUUGUGGAACAAGCAAACCAACAAACACAUAGAUAGACACACAUUCCUUUCCAUCUCUAUGCUGACACCUUGUGGGUUCAUCUGAUAUAUACAUUCCCAUUGGUUUUGGCACUCUACCGACCCCCAAAAAUGAUUUUUAGUAGACAACCCCAGCAUCAUUAUUUAAGUUGAAUCUCAAAGGAUAUGUACGUACCACGUUUAGUCCAUAUCCAGCAAGUUAUCUCAGAGCCUUUGCGGAACAAACAAACCAAUAAACAUAUAGAUCGACA
Messenger RNA from Anolis carolinensis (green anole), 2372 nucleotides. RefSeq names its product transmembrane 6 superfamily member 2 (gene tm6sf2). The transcript is spliced from 10 exons. Bases 140 to 1246 code for a protein of 368 amino acids. NCBI's taxonomy places the organism in Eukaryota, Metazoa, Chordata, Lepidosauria, Squamata, Anolidae. The record is from RefSeq and is a predicted model, not a curated record. Gene Ontology annotation, biological process: lipid homeostasis; regulation of lipid metabolic process. Gene Ontology annotation, cellular component: endoplasmic reticulum membrane; endoplasmic reticulum-Golgi intermediate compartment membrane.